CCGCGGCUACUCUUCCCCACCCCCCUUCUACCCGCCGGACAGCGAAGCGUGAGGCGAAAACUGGCGAACGGGCCUCGCGACGGACGGCCGAGCUCGCGCCUCGCCUCCCCUCAGCGCAGCGGCCUCGCCCUGGCCUCCUCUCCCUGGCGCGCGCGUGCCGCGACACGCAGAAAAUGAAGUCCUAUCAGAAGCUGACAGCAGACGUCCCCCAGAUCACAGAAUCCGGAGAAGAGGCUGCUGAUGAGAAACCGCUGUGUCAUCAGAAGUUGUCCGCUUGGUGGUUGGGUGGGGGCCUCCUGACUGUGGCUGCCCUGCUUAGCGGGGUGACCGUCUGGGUUCUCGGGCAGAUCUGGUGGGGUCAGCACGGAACGCCGCCCCUGGCCAAGUGCGUCUCCAUCCCGGAAAGCCUCCGUUUUGACUGUUUCCCGGAGAGAAACACAGUCGUGACACAGGAGCUGUGCGAGGCCCGGGGAUGCUGCUUCGUCGAUGGUGAUUGGCCUUCAAGCAGCACCAGGGGGGUACCCUGGUGCUUCUACCCGCCCGACUUCCCCAGCUACACCUUGGGCAGCCUGAAUGAGACUGAGCUGGGAGUGCGAGGUUUUCUGACCAGGAAGGCAAAGACCUAUUACCCAAGAGACGUUGAGAAGCUGCAGCUCAGCGUGGAGUUUGAAACAGAUGCCCGGCUGCAUGUCAAGAUCACUGAUGCCACAAAGUCUCGAUACGAAGUGCCCCUUGAUGUUCCUCCAGCAACCAAGAGAGCGGAAAAUCCAUUGUACGCCAUUGAGUUCUCCAAGGAGCCCUUUGGGUUGAUAGUGAAGCGGAAAUCUUCGGGGACCGUGCUGUUGAACACAACAGUGGCUCCCUUGUUCUUUGCUGACCAGUUCCUGCAGAUUUCUACAGUCCUUCCAUCCACAUUCAUCUAUGGACUGGGAGAACAUCGAAGCAACUUCUUGCAUAGUCUGGAGUGGAACACCCUGACCUUCUGGGCCCGAGACGUCCCUCCUACGGAGUCCUACAAUCUCUAUGGCGUCCACCCCUUUUACCUUGCCAUGGAGAGAGAUGGAGCUUCCCAUGGGGUAUUCCUCAUGAACAGCAACGCAAUGGAGGUGGUGCUGCAGCCCGCACCCGCCCUCACCUGGAGACCCAUUGGAGGAAUUCUGGAUUUCUACAUCUUCCUAGGCCCAGACCCCAACUUGGUGGUCCAUCAGUACCAGCAGGUGAUUGGUUUCCCUGCCAUGCCUCCCUUUUGGGGAUUGGGUUUCCAUCUCUGCCGCUGGGGCUAUGGAACAAGCAACGAGACCUGGGAGACCGUCAAGGCCAUGAGGAAUUUUCAGAUCCCGCAGGCCGCCCAGUGGAAUGAUAUUGACUACAUGGAUGGCUAUCGAGACUUCACCAUCGACUCCCAGAAGUUUGGCACUCUCCCCCAGUUAGUGGAAGACCUUCACAAACACGGGCAGCGCUACGUGAUGAUUCUGGACGCAGGAAUCAGCAGCACCCAACCUCCAGGCUCUUACUGGCCUUACGAUGAAGGCUUGAAGCGUGGAAUAUUCAUCAACAGCACCCAAGGAAAACCUCUGAUCGGGAAGGUCUGGCCUGGCCUCACCGCUUUCCCCGACUUCUCUAACCUAAACACUCACCAGUGGUGGCUGGAAAACCUGGACAGAUUCCACUCCCUCGUCCCCUUCGAUGGCGUUUGGAUUGACAUGAAUGAACCUUCGAACUUUGUGGAUGGCUCCACCGCAGGCUGUUCCCAGGAGGAGCUGGAUAAACCCCCAUACGUGCCCGCCGUACUGGGAAAUUCCCUUUCCUCCAAGACCAUCUGUGCCUCCUCCAGGCAGAACUCAUCUGUGCACUACAACCUCCAUAACCUCUAUGGGCUGAUGGAAGCCAAGGCUACUGCUAGCGCACUAGUCAAGAUCCGAGGGAAGCGGCCUUUUGUCAUCUCCCGCUCCUCCUUCCCCAGCCAGGGCAGGUAUUCGGGGCACUGGCUUGGCGACAACAGGAGCGAGUGGAAGGAUAUGGUCUGCUCCAUCCCAGGGGUGCUCAGCUUCAGCCUCUUUGGGAUCCCGUUGGUCGGGGCAGACAUCUGCGGCUUCUCGGGCUCCACCUCGGAGGAGCUUUGCACUCGCUGGAUGCAGUUGGGAGCCUUCUACCCCUUUUCACGAAACCACAACACCCAGGAUGUGAAGGCCCAGGAUCCCUCCGCCUUCAGCCCUGCCGCACGAACUGCCAUGAAGAUAGCGCUAGAGGUCCGCUAUGCCCUCCUGCCGUACCUCUACUCCCUCUUCCACCGGGCUCACCUGCAAGGGGACACCGUGGCCCGGCCUCUCUUCUUCGAGUUCCCGAAGGAUGUGGCCACUUACUCCAUUGACAGGCAGUUCCUCUGGGGGCGGGGCCUGCUGGUGUCUCCGGUGCUGGAGCCUGGCGUGAAUUCGGUGAUCGGCUAUUUUCCCCGAGGCUUGUGGUAUGACUACUACACGGGCUCUUCAGUAAACAGCAGCGGGGAGAACCUGAAGAUGGCCGCACCUCUGGACCACAUCAACGUGCACGUGCGGGAGGGGACCAUCCUGCCAACUCAGAAACCUGGAGUCAACACAUCGGUGGGCAGUGGGAACGCUCUUCACCUGAUUGCGGCCCUGUCGCAGAACGCCAAUGCCUGGGGAGACCUUUACUGGGACGACGGCGAGAGCCUGGACACGUUUGCCAAGGGCGACUAUUCUUACUUAGUGUUCAACGUCACACAGAACACGUUCACUUCCACUGUCCUGCAUUCCAACACAGGAGCCACAUACGUCACAGUGGAUGCGCUGAGUGUCUACGGGGUCCGAGAAGAGCCAAAGACAGUCACUGUCAAUGGCAGGGAGAGACCUUUUAGCUAUCUGACAAACCAGGUUCUGACUGUGAGUGACCUCCAGCUCAACCUCAGCCGCGGAUUCAGCAUACACUGGAUGUGAGACUGGCAGAGUUCCCUCCGCCCCAGCCGCCUGAAUGUACUGUUUCCAGCAGGCGGGUCUGUCGCCCGUCCAGGCACUCCGGAUGGGGGCCGCACACCCCUAGGAGAGUCUCCGCGGCCCCGAGCCUCGCGCUCUCUUCUUCGUGUCUCCUCAGGAAAAGGACUCCCUGCUGCUUCAGCUUUUACUGCAUUUCUGCCAAAAAACAAAAACGAAAAACGAAAACCAAGCCCCGU
Messenger RNA from Lacerta agilis (Sand lizard), 3187 nucleotides. Its product is annotated as lysosomal alpha-glucosidase-like. The transcript has 20 exons. Gene Ontology annotation, molecular function: alpha-1,4-glucosidase activity; carbohydrate binding. Lineage: Eukaryota; Metazoa; Chordata; Lepidosauria; Squamata; Lacertidae. Bases 174 to 2954 code for a protein of 926 amino acids. Gene Ontology annotation, biological process: carbohydrate metabolic process. The record is from RefSeq and is a predicted model, not a curated record.